Messenger RNA from Contarinia nasturtii (swede midge), 3195 nucleotides. It is a transcript of the gene dos, whose product is annotated as protein daughter of sevenless. NCBI's taxonomy places the organism in Eukaryota, Metazoa, Arthropoda, Insecta, Diptera, Cecidomyiidae. The transcript has 9 exons. The record is from RefSeq and is a predicted model, not a curated record. Bases 401 to 2803 code for a protein of 800 amino acids.
UUUAGACAGCUUGGUCAACGGCUCUCUUUCUUCGUUCAUGUUUUGUAGUAUCCAUUCGUUCGUCUUCUAUACAUUAUAAUUAGUUUCUUUUCGUUUAGUAUUUUAGUAGAAAUUGUGUUUUCGUUUUGAGGAGUUGUUGCUGUUCCCCCUCCUCAAAAAUUUCAGUGUUCGCAUUUUCGGUGUAAAAAGAAUCUUUGUUUUCUCCGCUGAACACUUCUUCAAUUCAAAAAUUUUGCAUGGAUUCGAUUAAAUUUGUGAUCAUUCUAUUUGAAAAAAAAGAACCAUAUAACAUAACACUUUCAAUCUGAAGAAGACGCGAGAGAAAGGGAGAGAGAGAGAGUGCGUGAAAAAAUACAAACAAUAGAAUUCCCAGCAGUCGCACAAAUAAACAAACCACAAAAUGACAAAAGAAAUUUAUCACGAAGGAUGGCUGAUAAAGUCUCCACCAACAAAGCGCAUAUGGCGAGCUCGUUGGAGAAGACGUUGGUUUACUCUAAAACAAGGCGAAAUACCCGAACAAUUUUGCCUCGAAUAUUACAAAGAUCGUAGCUGUCGAAAAUUAAAAGGUGUCAUCGAUUUAGAUCAAUGUGAACAAGUCGAUUCAGGCUUGCAACUUGAACAUCGUAAGCAAAAAUUUCAAUAUAUGUUUGAUGUGAAAACACCACUGCGCACAUAUUAUUUGGCGGCCAAUUCGGAGGAAGACAUGAACGCAUGGGUCAAUUGUAUUUGUGAGGUGUGCAAUUUGCAGGAUUUAUCAAAACCACAACAACAGGAUACCGGCGACAAUCGACAUUAUUAUAAUGUGACGUCGGAAGUAAGUGACAGUCAAGGCGCGACCAAUCAAUCAUUGAUGGUCAAUUUGAAAACAACAAAUUUAUCUCCGAUUAAAUCAUCAAAUGCAUCGGAUCAAAUUGCACUAUUACACACAGCCGAACCGAUCGACAAUAAUAAUUCUGUUUAUCAGAACUACGAUCCAAAAUGUCGUCAUUCAACCUAUGGCAAUCGAGAGACAUUAAUUUGUGAUGCACCAUUGAACAAAAGUGGCGGCCAUGGUCCAAAAGAAGAUUAUUAUAAUUUUACGGCAAUUGCGAAAACAAGUCGCAAUAAAAAUUCAGAUGAACCAGGACUAUUUCGAAAUCUAUCGGCAAAUCGUAAAAUACCAGAAAAUUUAAAAUUGAGCAGCGUUUCUGAUUUACAACCAUCACAAACAAGUGGUUCGUCCGGACCGUAUAUUGCAAUUGCUGAUUGUAUAUCGGGCAGUCCCACAACACCACUUAAUUCUCUCGAUUCCAAAUCAUGUGAUUCACGGCGAAUUAAUGCAAAUAUUCGAUUGAAUGUGGCCAACGAACAACCAUACUCACCUAAACGCAAUAACAUUCAAACGACACCACAAACACCGCAAAGCGGUAAAUCUAGUCCAACCGAUUCUGAAAGUGUUUUUACCGAUGAUGAAGAUUGGAUGCCGGCCAAUCCGAAUGAUUCCACAAAUGGCGAACGUUGUAUGAGACCAUCGGAGAGUUCCGUCGAAAAUGAUUCGAUCGUAUUUACGUAUGCUCAACGAUUUUCAAAGUUGCCGGAUGAUGAAAGUUUGUCAUGUAAACGUGGUAACUCCAAGAGGCCACUUCCAGUCGCCGGGCUUUUGUUGGAGAAAACCGAUUCUGAGGAACAGAACAAAGAAGUGAAUUCUUCAGACACAGAAAAUGCAUCACCAGCCAUUGCCUAUGGCCCGAAGGAUAUCAAUUCGUACGUUGACGAAAGUUAUGAUAUUCCUCGUUCGCAUCAAUUGCGAUACACAAAGCACAAGGAGAGCAAUAAUUAUGAAAACUCCAUGGAUUUAUGUUCAGGCGGUACAAGUGCGUCUAUGCUUGAAUUGGAUGAAGGACGUUCGGGUGAUAAAGUGGCCUUAAAUACAGAGUUCAUGUCAUCGACCAUGCCCAAGAAGCGUUCACAUUUCUACACAAAUGCUGCACCUGUCAAAGUCGAAGGCAACGUUUUUCGUUACGAUUUUCAUGAACAACAACCAGAUGCUCCAGCAGUUGAUCGAAAACUUAAACCCAAAUUAAAUCAUGACGAUAAUGAGCCAAAAGUGGCAACUCCAAAUAUGAUAAAAAGUGUGCCAUCCAUUGUUAAGUUAUCACCAAAUAAAUCGAAUGAUUUAAUACCGCCAUGUAUAGAUCGCAAAUUGAAGCCAUCACCAACUCCGAUCAAACUCGAAACGAGUACAUUGCAACGACGAGGUGUUAUGUCGGCAGCAACUGAUGCCGAAUUUCAGGGUGCAUAUAACAAUGAUCAGGUAUCGAAAACACUUCCACGAAAUUACAACAAUUCAUCAUCAUCAUCAUUAUUGUCAACGGCGACCGUAUCAGCAACGAUGGUAACAAAUCCAGCACCCGUGUCAUCACCACAAUGUGGCGGAGCCAAUAGUCGCCAAACGGGUGUUCUUGAGUAUUUCGAUUUGGAUCAUUCGAAUCCACCACCAAUUUGUAACAAUUCAAAUACAUCGGCAAGCACAUCGAAUCUCAAUUCGCAGCCCAUCGGUUCGGCAUGGUCAAAUAAUCUAUCGAAUCGAUUGAGCACCGUUAGUAUUUCAUCAUCAUCAGUAUUUGGAAAUCAAACUAAUGCAAACGAUGUAAAUGUCGGUGGAAAUACAUUAAGUAUUACAUCAAUUGGUGUUGGCGUGAAUAAUCCGCCAACGUCCAGUGGAAUUGUUUAUAAAUCGGUGGACUUUAUUAAAACAGAAGCAUUUAUGCGCACGAGACAGGAUGCCGAAAUGGCACGCGCCAAAAAUCGAUCAAAAGAAUGAGAAGCGAUUUUUAUUUUUAGUUUUUAUGUUUGCAAAACAGAUUUUAGUGCAUUAAAUAUUUUAUAGCAGUGAUCAUACAUAAAUUGAAUUUGGGUGCCUUGCAAGAAGAUAUAUACAUUUAUAAAUGUGUGUGUUUUAUUCCAAUUGAAAAAUUUAUCUUUUUAAGGAAUAUUUGAUUCAUAAAUCAUUUGAUACAAUGUUAUUUUUUUACACUAAUUUCCCAGAUUUGAGUAUUUUUUCGGUAUUAAGCUUGAAAUUGAAUAGAUAGCAAAUUGAUUGGACUGUCACAAGAAAUGGACACCAAUUUAUUUUAUAUUCUUCCAUACAUUAAACAUAUAUUUUAUGCCUGUGAAAGAUGAGCGAUUAUCAAAUAAACGGAACAUACAUAUAGA